Molecule: messenger RNA, 155 nt
Organism: Paramecium pentaurelia
Lineage: Eukaryota; Ciliophora; Oligohymenophorea; Peniculida; Parameciidae
Source: the annotation of a GenBank genome assembly
AUGGAUGAAAGUAUAAAUUUAAAUAAUUAAUAGUAAAAUCAUUAUGUGAAUAGAAAAAAUAUUAAUAAGCGAUUAUGAGUGCUGAAGAAGGUUUGAUGGUGAUUAACAACAAUAGUCAUUUACAUUGUAUAAAAGGUGAAAAAGAAUAAUUAUGA